AUGGGCGUUCUAAAUUUACUAAAUGCAAAAAUUAUAAUAAGUAGAAGUGUCAGUCCUUAUUUAAAUCUUGCAUUGGAAGAUUUUUUGUUUAAGAACAGCACUGCUAAACAGUGUCUUCUGUUUUAUUCAAAUUUACCAUCUGUUAUUAUUGGUCGAAAUCAGAAUCCUUGGACCGAACUAAAUGUCCGGCAAUGCAGAAAGGACUGGGUGAAUAUUGUCAGAAGACAAUCAGGCGGAGGAACAGUGUUUCACGAUCUCGGAAACGUGAAUUACAGUGUAAUUAUGGAUCGCCAAAACUUUUCACACACUAGAAACGCACAGAUAAUGGCAAAAGCAUUACAGCGUUCGAACAUAGAUGCUAGUGUGAACAACAGACAUGACAUUGUUCUUUCAUCAACGGGCGAAAAAUUAAGCGGAUCCGCUUACAAAAUUGCAAGAUCCCGUUGCUACCAUCAUGGUACCAUGCUGCUUAACACAGACUUGCUUAACAUUUCAAAGUAUCUUCGGUCAUAUACCACGGGUAUACGAAGCAGCGGAGUUAAAAGUGUCCGUUCACCUGUUGUGAACGUGAAUGUUCCUGUUUCUAAAUUCGUAUACGACGCUAUUCACACAUAUCUAGAGACGUAUCAUUUGGAAAAGGUACCACAGAUCACAAGUAUUACUGCAGAAGAUAUUAUGGGUAUCGAGGAUAUUGCUAAAAUGGAGGAACAGUUACGUUCUUGGAAUUGGACUUUCGGACAAACACCGAAAUUCCAACAAACUUUAAAGGAAGAGAAACUGUUUCAACAUCCGCUGACCGUGAAUAUAUCUGUUUUACAUGGUCGUAUUGACAAUGCUCAAUUUGUGACGGAAGACAAAAAGCUUAGUGAUGAGUUGUCCACAUACGACUGGAAUGGUCUGAGAUACGAUAGCGGAUCCGUCAACCAAAUACUCCUUCAACACACUCCAUCAGAGGAUGUGCGAGCAGUUGUGAGUUGGUUAGCAAGAACAAUUUAA
This is a messenger RNA of Schizosaccharomyces japonicus yFS275, 996 nucleotides long. Its product is annotated as lipoate-protein ligase A. Gene Ontology annotation, biological process: protein lipoylation. The record is from RefSeq and is a predicted model, not a curated record. The transcript has a single exon. Bases 1 to 996 code for a protein of 331 amino acids. Lineage: Eukaryota; Fungi; Ascomycota; Schizosaccharomycetes; Schizosaccharomycetales; Schizosaccharomycetaceae.